GCCGGGGACCAGGAAAUGGGGAGCCGCGCGAGCGUGAGGGGAGCGGGGGAGCCGGCAGGGCCGAUGUCGGGGCCGGAGCUGGGGUUGGGGCCGGGUCGGAGCCGCACCGAGGGCUGUGGGCUGCUGCGGGAGGAGCUGAGCCAGGAUGGGGCCUUCCUAUGGGGCCAGCCCCACAUCUUCAUCAUCUUCGGGGCCUCUGGUGACCUGGCUCGGAAGAAGAUCUACCCCACGAUAUGGUGGCUGUUCCGGGACGGGCUCCUCCCCGAGGACAUUCACGUUGUCGGCUUCGCCCGAUCCCCGCUGACGGUGGAGCUGAUCCGGGAGCGGACGCUGCCGCACCUCAAGGCGUCCCCCGAGGACUCGCCGCUCCUGGAGCGCUUCUUCUCGCGGCAGCGCUUCGUGCAGGGGCACUACGGGGACGAGGCCCCGUUCCGGCGCCUGGAGGCGGCGCUGCGGGAGCUGCCGGGGGGCGCCGCCGCGCAUCGGCUCUUCUACCUGGCGCUGCCGCCGGGGCUCUACGCCACCGUCACCCGGCACAUCCGGGAGCACUGCAUGGGGCAGGGCUGGAACCGCAUCAUUGUGGAGAAGCCCUUUGGCCGGGACCUGGCGAGCUCGGACGCGCUCUCAGCCCAUCUCAGUGGCCUCUUCCACGAGGAGCAGAUCUACCGCAUCGACCACUACCUGGGCAAGGAGAUGGUGCAGAACCUCAUGGUGCUCCGCUUCGGGAACCGGAUCUUCGGCCCCAUCUGGAACCGGGACAACGUGGCCUGUGUGGUUGUCACCUUCAAGGAGCCCUUUGGCACUGAGGGACGUGGUGGCUACUUCGAUGACUUCGGCAUCAUCCGGGACGUGAUGCAGAACCACCUCCUGCAGAUGCUCUGCUUGGUGGCCAUGGAGAAACCGGCCUCCACCAACCCCGAUGAUGUGCGGGAUGAGAAGGUGAAGGUGCUCAAGUGCAUCAGCCCGGUGGUGCCAGAGGACGUGGUCCUUGGCCAGUACGUGGGGAACCCCGAGGGCCCCCCCGAGGCCCACAAGGGCUACUUGGACGACCCCACGGUGCCGCCCGGCUCCACCACGGCCACGUUUGCAGCCGCCAUCCUGCAUGUGGCCAAUGAGCGCUGGGACGGGGUGCCCUUCGUGCUGCGCUGCGGGAAGGCGCUGAACGAGCGCAAGGCCGAGGUGCGGCUGCAGUUCCGCGACGUGCCCGGGGACAUCUUCGGCCACCAGUGCAAGCGCAACGAGCUGGUGGUGCGCGUCCAGCCCGACGAGGCCGUCUACACCAAGAUGAUGACCAAGAAACCCGGCCUCUUCCUCAGCCCCGAGGAGUCCGAGCUCGACCUCACCUAUGGCAACCGCUACAAGGACGUGAAGCUGCCGGACGCGUACGAGCGGCUCAUCCUGGAUGUGUUCUGCGGGAACCAGAUGCACUUUGUGCGCAGUGAUGAGCUGCGCGAGGCCUGGCGCAUCUUCACCCCACUGCUGCACAACAUCGAGGCGCGCGCGGAGAGACCCAUCCCCUAUGUGUUUGGCAGCCGGGGCCCCCCUGAGGCCGAUGAGCUGCUGAAACGCGCCGGGUUCCUCUACGAGGGCACGUACCGCUGGGUGAACCCGCACAAGCUCUGACCCACAGCGCCCCAUAGCGGCUUAUGGGCCCCAUACUCCACCCUGCCCACCCCGGCUUCCACCUGCCCCACAGCCCAGCCUCCUCCCCCUAAACAACACUCCUGGCCCCUGGGCUGGGGUUGAGGCCCCCUCCUGCCCCAUAGCACUGCUAUCCUACCCCAUAGCGCUGCUAUCCUGCCCCAUAGAGCUGCUAACCUGCUGCAUAGGCACCCAUUCUGCCCUAUAGCACCACCAUUUUGCCCUAUAGUGCUGCUAUCCUGCCCCAUAGACACUCCAUCCUACCCCCUAGACAUCUAGUCAUCCCUAUAGCACCUCCAUUGUGCCCCAUAGAUACCUCAUCCUGCCCCAUAGCCCCCACCUAAGCUGGGACCAAAGCACCCCCGAUCUCCCCCACCCCCUAAUUACUCCCCUCAUUAACUCCCCCCCGGGACUAAUUACCCCCCAUUAACACCAGCCCCUGCUCAUCAUUCCCCCCUGCGGUACUUAUGGGGCAGCCCCACAUCACUUAUGGGUCCAAACCACCUCCAUUCAGGCCCAGCCUUUAUUUUGCCCCCUGGGGCCACACAGUGGUGAUGGGGGGGGAACAUACCAAGACCCCUCCCACUCCCCCACAAGUAGGGGGGGAGCCACUUAUGGGUCCCAGUAGGGCACUUAUGGGUCCGGGGAGGAGGGGCACUUAUGGGUCACGGUGGGUCGGGGGCCCUGCGGGGGACACAGCCCUCGAGCUCCAGCGCCUCCGGCCACCCCUCGUACUUGUUGGAGCUGCGGCUGUUCCGGACGUGCUGUGGGGAUGAGACCAGCGCUAUGGGGCAGCCCCCCAAGUGACACACCCCCCCCUUUCCCAGCCCCAUAAGUGCCCCAUAGAGCCCCACCUGCUCAAAGGGGCUUCGCUCCUGCACCCCUUUGGCCCCCAGGAAGACCCAACUGUCCCUAAAGGCCAAGUCCAUGGCGACGGCGCUGCCCAACUCCCCAAAGAGGCGCCGGGAUUCCUCCGUUAACCUGGAAUUAGGAUGGAAAUAGGGGUAAGGGGGGGGCCUUUAGACCCCCCAUCGCCCUAUAUCGCCCCAUAUUGCCCUAUAUCGCCCCAUAUCGCCCUAUAUCGCCCCAUAUCGUUACUUGGUGGCGGGGUCGUCAUACGAAGCCACCA
Messenger RNA from Strigops habroptila (Kakapo), 2770 nucleotides. It is a transcript of the gene G6PD, whose product is annotated as glucose-6-phosphate dehydrogenase. Lineage: Eukaryota; Metazoa; Chordata; Aves; Psittaciformes; Psittacidae. The record is from RefSeq and is a predicted model, not a curated record. The coding region runs from base 16 to 1623 and encodes 535 amino acids. The transcript is spliced from 13 exons. Gene Ontology annotation, molecular function: glucose-6-phosphate dehydrogenase activity; NADP binding. Gene Ontology annotation, cellular component: cytosol. Gene Ontology annotation, biological process: glucose metabolic process; pentose-phosphate shunt, oxidative branch.